Molecule: messenger RNA, 399 nt
Organism: Penicilliopsis zonata CBS 506.65
Lineage: Eukaryota; Fungi; Ascomycota; Eurotiomycetes; Eurotiales; Aspergillaceae
Exons: 3
Coding region: 1-399 (132 amino acids)
Source: RefSeq, a predicted model, not a curated record
AUGAAUCCUGAACACACGUUCAUCGCGAUCUUUAACUCUUCUGGGGAAAUUCACUUGCAUCACCUGCUCCCGCUCCUGGCAAUCCUCUUUUUCGGGACGAUGUUCGGGGGCGGCUCAGAUGCCCCUGACGACGCGGAAGAGGCAGAGGAGGAGGAGGAUGAGCCACUUGGAAUCGGGCAUUCUGACCGAGCAAUGAAUCGCCGUGCAACACAUUUCGCCGGGGUAUCGACCGGCAGCAGCGACAGCAGGAGCAGCAGCAGGAGCAGCAGGAGCAGCAGCAACAGCAGCCAAAAAGGAACAGCCAGCAGUGGAGCCCCCUUUGACAAGCAGCUGCUGUGUGCCCGUCGUGGUCCGCAUUUUGCAGCCAGCAAGGUCUCCACCAGGGCCUUGGAUCCUUGA